Molecule: messenger RNA, 2143 nt
Organism: Micropterus salmoides (largemouth bass)
Lineage: Eukaryota; Metazoa; Chordata; Actinopteri; Centrarchiformes; Centrarchidae
Gene: rtf2
Product: replication termination factor 2
Exons: 9
Coding region: 98-1015 (305 amino acids)
Biological process (GO): mitotic DNA replication termination; site-specific DNA replication termination at RTS1 barrier
Cellular component (GO): nucleus
Source: RefSeq, a predicted model, not a curated record
UCUCGUUGUUUGUUUACAACCUGGAAACUUCCUGCCUGCUAGUAGUUUUGUCCACAGUAAGCUAACUGGGUUUAAACUUUACAAGCAAGCUUUCAAGAUGGGAUGUGAUGGAGGCACGAUUCCCAAAAGACACGAGUUGGUGAAAGGCCCCAAAAAAGUCGAGAAGGUUGAUAAAAAUGCAGAGUUGGCUGCCAAAUGGAAAUACUGUGCCUUGAGCCAGGAGAAACUCAGACGCCCAAUUGUUUCCUGUGACCUGGGAAGGCUCUAUAACAAAGAUGCUAUCAUUGAAUAUCUUCUGGAUAAGUCUGCUGAGAGACCCAAUACUGAGGCUGUAGCUCACAUCCGUGGAAUCAAGGAUAUAAAGGAAUUGAACUUGACUGAUAACCCUGAGUGGGAGGGAGAGAGAAGAAAUUCUAAAGGAGACCGAUAUGAGGACAUCCACUGCGGCAUGUUCAUUUGCCCGGUUGUUGGUUUGGAGAUGAAUGGCAAGCACAGGUUCUGUUACCUUCAGAGCUGUGGCUGUGUCUUUUCUGACAGGGCCAUGAAGGAGGUCAAGACAGAAAUCUGCCACAAGUGUGGUGACCCGUUUAAAGAGGAGGAUAUCAUUGUGCUCAAUGGCACCAAGGAGGAGGUGGAGGAGCUUAGGGAGAAGAUGGAAGAGAGGCGGGCCAAAGCCAAAACUAAGAAAUCAAAGAAGAGCAAAGCAGCUGAAGCUGUGUCCACACCAUCGGAAACAAAAGAUGCCACACAAUCUCCACAAGUGGAUGUAGCAGGGAGGAGCUCGCUACAAAAUGGUAGUGAAACAAGUCAGUCAGCUGUUGCCGGACCCUCUGGAUCCUCCAGCUCGUCUAAAGAUAUCAAGUCUUCAAUGACCUCCGCUACCACCAAAAGGUCCAUCCAGGACAUGGAGGAGAGGUCGGAGGUCUUCAAAUCUCUCUUCACCAGCCACAGCUCCGCCAAGCGCACCAAAGAGCAGACAUCCAACUGGGUCACCCAUACCCCGUAUCACUUUUAGUAACUCACUCAGAGUAAAAAUCCCCAUUUUUAGAAUGCUCCAGAAAUUGUGACCCAUUAAAGACCCAUUACUAAUAAACCUAGUUCUACAUACCCAGCUCCAACACGCACACACACACACACACACACACCAUACCCAUAUGGUCUCUAAUAAUGUCACCGAUGUGUGGAAUCCUAAAAUGUCUCUUCAGUCCCCUGUAGCUCAUUGUUUACAUGUUGUGAACAUUUUGUUAAUAGCUCCCCAAGCUGGUCAGACUCUUUUGUUUUAUAACCUAAUUCCUCCCCCAUGUAUUCCCCAGCAUCUCCAUGUUCUCAGCCACAGGCGCUUGAGAAUUGAUGCUAGGGUGACUUUAUUAUUUCUUUCACUCUGCUGCCUCCUAGUGGACAGAAUGCAGCUUUUGCGUGAUCUCCACAUGGUUUAAACCAUAGAAGUGGUGUUAGAUUAUAUAUAGGCUUGAUAUGACUCUUGGUUUAAGGUGUAAAACUGCAAAAGCUUUGUAUUCCCAAUGCAGGUCCUACUGUGUUAUUCCUGUUUUCAAUAAUUAGAGUCUAUGAAGGAACACAUUUGUGAUGACUUUUUUUCCCCCAGUACGACCUUCGCCACCAUUUCUAUUUUAUAGAAUAUAUAUUGAACACUUUAAUCUAGUAUUUUGUGCUCAUUGUAUUGGUCAUUUGAUUGAUUUAUUUGAAAAAAAAAAAUUUGGUUAACAACAUAAAGAAAGUUUAAAGCAACUUGCCUAUUUAAGCUUCUGAUGCUUAUAAAUCAACAGUACCUGCACAGGGCAACAGACAAACUUAAGUAAGGUGUAAUUUAACAGGAUAAUAGGAAAUGUACUUUUAGCUUAGUGCUGUUCCUCAGUUGAACAUCACACUUAAAUAUUUUUUCCCCCCAAACUGUUUUUCUCCUAUUUGGAAGAUCAGUAAACUAACUAAAUAUAUUAUGUUGGCUUCCAGUUUAAUAGUAAAAUGUAGUGAAAUUGAAGUAUAUUUUCUACACACUUGUCACACAACUGUUUUUUUCCAUUGGAGAUUAAAAAUGUGUUCUAAAUGUUUGCAAUUGGAAAGUAAUUAAAUUUUUUUGUUUUUUGUUUGUAAUAUGCUAAUGUCAAAAUAAAUUUGCUGCCACACA